AUGCUAACAGAGAAGCAACAACAACAACAACAACAACAACAACAACAACAACAACAACAACAACAACAACAACAACAACAACAACAACAAAAUGCGAUAAGCAUACCUGGCUUUGCGGAGCAGAUCCGGCAGGUUGCUGCUGACCUGGUGAUCGUGAAAGAAGUCAGCACAACAGGGCACUGGGUCAAGGACAGUGUUCCUAACCAAACAUGGUUUAAUUACAGAGUAGUUAGACGCACAACAUUUCUUUUAUUUAAAGUGAGAUCUAUUAUUACCUAUUCUGAGGCUGAGUACGGAGUACUACUAAGUAUGAGCAAUAAUGACUCAUCACGGAGAAUUGUGAUUGGUUGGUUGCUCGUUGGUAAGUUACCUAGGUUGGCAGUACUCCGUAUUAGUUCAUACACAAAAUCAAGGCUAAUAGCUAAUAUCGUAAUAAUGUCUCAGUCAAUGGUUUAA
Messenger RNA from Rasamsonia emersonii CBS 393.64, 456 nucleotides. RefSeq lists its product as uncharacterized. The record is from RefSeq and is a predicted model, not a curated record. The transcript is spliced from 4 exons. NCBI's taxonomy places the organism in Eukaryota, Fungi, Ascomycota, Eurotiomycetes, Eurotiales, Trichocomaceae. Bases 1 to 456 code for a protein of 151 amino acids.